GUGUCGUCCGUCAUGGCGGGGCAUACGAAGCGGAUCACGACGAAUGUGAUCAUGCUCUGCACGUAUUGCAUAGGCAACGCCGCAGGCCAAGUACAAGGUCCAAACCACGUCCCGUGGAUCGUGAUCGGGAUAUGCUACGUGAUCUGCCCCUUGCUCCUCCUCGCUCUCCGCGUCCUGCUCAAGAGGGACAAUGAACGCCGAAACGUGGAGCCGCCAGACACGACGUAA
Molecule: messenger RNA, 228 nt
Organism: Punctularia strigosozonata HHB-11173 SS5
Lineage: Eukaryota; Fungi; Basidiomycota; Agaricomycetes; Corticiales; Punctulariaceae
Exons: 2
Source: RefSeq, a predicted model, not a curated record